AUGGCGGACGAMGAGGCAGCAUAUUAUCUGGAACAGGAUAGCGAUGACGAGUUUGAAUAUGAUGAGGUCCCUCUGGAGGAUGACUAUUCAGUCAGUGAGGGAGAUGAAGACUUGRACACUGCAGUGAAAACAAUACAAGAAAAAUCUACAGAUACUUUACUUACAAAAUCAGGACCUGUGUCAGCUUCAGUUAAAACUAGGCCUGAGGUAGUCGAAGACUUUGUGAGGAACUUCCUGGUCAAAAUGGGGAUGAACAGGACUUUGGAUUGUUUCCAAACCGAAUGGUAUGAAUUACUGCAAAAAGGUUUAUUAAAUGAGGAGGAAGUGCGUAUUGUACCUGACCUUUAUGUAAAAAAUCAACAGCUAGAUGAACUGGUUAAAAAUCUGAGACAGGAUGUUGAGAAAUAUAGAAGUGCUGCAGAAAAUGCACGUCAAACAUUUGUGAGACUGCGUAAGGAAAGAGACUUYCAUCGUAUGCACCAUAAAAGGGUUGUCCAAGAGAAAAAUAAGYUGAUCACAGAUAUCAAGAGAUUAAAAAAGCAUUAUGCUUCUUAUGAACCAACACUUGUAACCCUGAAGCAGAAGUAUGAGGUCGCAAUGAAGGAAAAGAUGCUGAGUAAGCUAGAGCGCGAUCGAGCAGUUGGACAGGUUGCUGGCUUGCAGUCCACCUUGACCCAAGUUGGCGGAACAMGAGAACUUAUACMAGAAGGAAGUGCUGGUCCUGAAAGAAAAAUCAAAGUGAAUCAAACACGUCCUCCACAAAGAACUGCUGAUAAUAAUAUAAUGCAAACUGCAGAAAAGAGGCAUCCCAAGGACUCAGAAUUUCCAGUUGACACCCGUGUCAAUCCAAUGCUCAACUUCCACAAGGGACCRUCAGCUCAYUUAACAAGAUCUGGAGGUUUUCGUCUUACUCAUACAAUAAACUCACAUAGUAUGCCAGUUAGUGGUCUUGCUCUUCAUCCUCGCAAACAAAUUCUUGCAACAGUCAGCGAUGAUAAGUCAUGGAAGAUGUGGGCCAUACCAAGCGGGGAGAUCAUUAUGACUGGUGAAGGACAUAAAGAUUGGAUCUCUGACUGCGACUUUCAUCCAGGUGGUACUCGUCUUGCAACAUCUUCUGGUGAUGGUACAAUUAAGAUCUGGGACUUCUCUAAAGCACAGUGUGUAUUGACAUUCUCUGAUCACACUCAUGCUGUUUGGGGCUGUUCCUGGCAUACUGGGGGUGAUUUCCUGGCAUCUUGCUCCAUGGAUAGUACCUCAAAGAUAUGGGACCUAAACAGCGAACGUUGCCGCCUUACCUUACGUGGACAUGCAGACUCCGUCAACAGCAUUGUGUUUCUCCCUUAYUCCAACACCCUUUUAACAAGCUCAGCCGACAAAACACUAUCGUUAUGGGACGCAAGAACGGGAUUAUGUGCGCAGACAUUCUAUGGACACAUGMACUCCUGUAACCAAGCAACGUUUAAUCUCAAGGGUGACACUGUAGCAUCAUGUGACGCUUACGGCAUUGUGAAAUUAUGGGAUGUGCGCACAGUUGGUUGCAUGGCAACCCAUGACUUAGGCCCAUAUCCCUCUAACCGCGUYGCGUUUGAUCCCAGUGGGACAGUACUUGCCAUAGCGAGUAACGAUGGAUCUGUCAAGAUGAAUGAAGUCGCGACAGGUAACAUUAGUCAGUUGACAGGACAUGAAGAAGCCGUCCAGAGUGUGUUGUUUGAUCGUGGGGGUGAAUUCCUGCUUUCUUCRGGAUCUGAUGGUACUGUUCGUWUAUGGUCUURACCAUUUGUACUAUACGUUUUUAUCGCACCGCGAAGGGUUGAAACUUUUAACUAUURUGAAGCACUUCUCACUGCUUAGUCGUUUAGUGCUUAUGUAAAAAUUAAGGUAAAAUAAACAAGAAAAUAGUACUCACUUCAUAUAUAGCUGCUAUUGUUUAUGUAUACUAUUGCAUUCUUGCCGUCAUAAUAAAAUCGACAAAAC
Messenger RNA from Exaiptasia diaphana, 1974 nucleotides. RefSeq names its product sperm-associated antigen 16 protein-like. Bases 1 to 1851 code for a protein of 616 amino acids. Gene Ontology annotation, molecular function: protein binding. The record is from RefSeq and is a predicted model, not a curated record. Gene Ontology annotation, cellular component: axonemal central apparatus. Lineage: Eukaryota; Metazoa; Cnidaria; Anthozoa; Actiniaria; Aiptasiidae. Gene Ontology annotation, biological process: axoneme assembly. The transcript is spliced from 19 exons.